Molecule: messenger RNA, 1990 nt
Organism: Lineus longissimus
Lineage: Eukaryota; Metazoa; Nemertea; Pilidiophora; Heteronemertea; Lineidae
Product: protein jagged-1b-like
Exons: 14
Coding region: 123-1649 (508 amino acids)
Source: RefSeq, a predicted model, not a curated record
CACUCACCGUACCAGCAUCACUCCAGCGACCAAGACAAGGCCAACCUCUCACAAAACAUAGAUCCCAAUUUCCUUUUUUAAAGCUCUCCAUUUUUAUAAACAACGAGGCGCUAUUUUCUAUCAUGAGGAUAGUUUUGAUGCUGGGUUUGGUAACCCUCGUUCUGGGCCAGAGCCAGGAAAGAGGCUUCUCGAAGACGGAGAAGCAGUUGAUGCUGGAUUUAUUCAACUUCUUUCGCAAUAAAGUUGCCCUUGGAAAGGAGCCGAGGCAGCCCGCUUCUAGAUACAUGUUGGCCAUGGAAUAUGAUGACAGACUUCAAAAAACUGCCCAGGCCUGGGCGGACAAAUGUAAGCCAGAACACAGUCAUGGCGACCAGAGAAACAUCGCACCCUUUGGUGAACUCGGAGAGAGCUUGAGUGGAGGUCCCAUCAUGGCCAUCAAGAAUGGAUUUGAAAGGGCCUUCCUUACAUGGUAUGGUGAAGAACCCCACUAUACAUUUGAUACACGUGCGUGUAAAGGCAUACCAGCGUGUGGACAUUAUAUGCAGAUUGUUUGGGCAAACUCCACGAGGAUGGGCUGUGGUUUCAACAGGUGUCCUGGAAAGGCACCAGUCAUUUUCUGCCACUUUGGGCCCAGUGGAAACGCCCAAUAUUACAAGGAUGCCAAGGUAAUGUGGCCAUACGUUAAAGGAUCAGCAUCAGACGCCUGUAAACAUUGCCCUCAAGGAUACGGAUUCUGCAUGGGAGACGCGCUCUGUGCUUCAGCGGAGGAGUGCAGAGGUCAACAGUGCAGGUGCACACUGACCUCUUGCAGUAAUGGUGGACAGUUAGACAGCGGGUCCUGUAAAUGCAAAUGCCCGUCUGGCUGGGAGGGUGCCACCUGCAACGUCCGAUGUGCAGAUCACGAUUCGAGGCUUUGUGCCGAUGAACCAGGCUCAUGUAAAUACGACAGCGGGAGGAAGCAAUGGGCACUAGAAGCUUGUAGAAAGUCUUGUGGAUUCUGUGGCGUAUAUAAUGUCAAGAACAUAGGGAACGCUCCAAACAAAGAUGGCGUCAUCUCAAGGGUUCUCAAGAAACAACCAGGUGGAAUAUUCAACCGAAAAAGAGGGAACUGCAAGGACGACAAAGGGGAAGAGAUGUGCGGCGUGUGGGCUGACCAGGAUAAGUGCAACGAAAGGACGGUCAGAGUAGCAUGUAGAGGGACCUGUUUUGCCUGCGGAAGCUUACACAAGGGCAAAUGCAAGGACCGUAUCGAUGCGAAAAAAUGCAAGUAUUAUGCAGACCACGGCUGGUGCGAGGAUAAGAAAUAUAAGAACAUGUUGGCGAAGGAUUGCGCGAGCACCUGUAACAUGUGUGGCGAGUACAUCCCAGUCAAGACAGGGGGAAAGCAGAAGUGUAAAAACCUUCUCGGUGAUGAUGUCGCCUGCGCCAGGUAUAAGGAACAGUACGGUUAUUGUGAGAAGAGGACAGAGUGGAUGCGAGUCAACUGUGCCGCCACCUGUAACAUCUGCCCGGAUCUAAAAAAAGGUAACUGUAAGAACAUUGCGGACGACACCCGUUGUGAUAAGUACGCAGCCCGUGGGAUGUGCAAGGGAGAUAGGGGUGCCUGGACGCGGGAGAACUGUCCAUCCUCAUGCAACACAUGUCCUUGAUCAGACAAACACUUGACCGAUCACAGUGGACAUCAGAAGCUGUUUUAUAGUUUGACGCUUUGUACAAAAUACUUACUGGGAUUUCAGAAUCGCAGAGGGGAAAAUACCUCUCACUUUUUCAUCAGGCUUAGAGUUUAGACAUUUCAGUACAAGCAGUAACUAGUCUUUCAUCACCCAUUUGGUUGGGAGAAAUAAGACAACACCCUGGCUUGCGGCCUCGGGCGAUAUCACAUUUAUCCAUAUUUGCCUCGACAAAGGGCUACAUCUGAUAAUCAUGUUGUUGUCCUGCAAACACGGUGGUGAAAACAUACUGUUGCAAUACAUGUACAUGUAUAUCAAAA